AUGGAAGUGCAGGAGCACGAGGAGCCUCCUCCGCGUGUGUCGUCUCGGCCGAUGGCGGCGGCAGCUCGAGUUGCCGCGCCGCACCUGCGCUUCAGCGGCCGCCAGCGCAGCAGCAGCCUGGACAACGAGCGCUCGUGGCGCCCGGCGAGCGGCUUCGCGUCCAAGCACCAGGCCGAGCUGGAGGCCAAGCGCCUGCACCGCGAGCGCCAGCUGCAGCGCGCCCGCCAGAUGCAGCAGAUGCAGGAGGAGAAGAAGCGGCGCGAGGCCGAGUUGGCCAAGGGCCCCAAGCCCAACGACCACGUGAUCGUGGAGGAGGGCGAGUGGAAGACCGUGGUGUCGCACGGCCGGCGAGCGCGCAACGAUCGCCGGACGACGCACGCGGCCGCCGGCAUCUUCCUCCCGUUGCCGCCGGGGCCUCCCGUGCUUGGGUUCGCUCAGUCACUCGACGCGCCGUCGGUUUCUGCUGCCGUUAGUGCGGGGCGCUCCUUGAGCCAAGACGAGAUGGAGACCGCCGACCUGGCCCGAAGGAAGCGGAGGCAGCAGAUGAAGAGGCGGCAGAAAACGCCUUCGCAGAGAGAAGAAGCGAAACUGCAGAGCGUGGACGGUGUCCCGCACCCGUCGCUGCUAGGAGAAGUGAUGUUCGCGCGGCGCAGCAGCUUGCAGAGGCUGGCGGACAAGCUGCAUGUGGACGACACCGUGGCGGAGUUUAGCGUGACAGACUUCGAGAUGGCUACAAGGAUCUCUCAGGCGGUGCUAGACCUGUUUGCCCCUCCGAAAGACGACACGACUUCCGAGAGCGGCAACGAGGACCACGAAGAUGCCAGCACGACUAUCAAAGAGCGGAAAAGGUUCCCGCUCGUGGUAACGGACGGCACCGCGUGUGUCGGCGGCAACGUGCUGUCCUUCUGCGACUUCUUCACACACGUGAACGCCAUCGAAAACGAUUCCACACGGGUGCAGAUGCUGCGCCACAACCUUCAGGUACUCAAAAAGACGAACGCGAGGUGCAUCCACGCGAACUACCUGGACGUGAUGCUCGAGCUGCAGCAGGACGUGGUGUUUCUGGACCCGCCAUGGGGCGGCCCCGAGUACAAGGACCUGGAGAAGGUGGACCUGUUCCUCGGAGGCCUGCCGCUGCACGAAAUCUGUGCGCGUCUGCAGGGGAGCGCCAAGUGCAUCGUGCUGAAGGUGCCGAGCAACUUUGACGGCGAAAAGUUCUCUAAGCUCGUACCGGGCAAGGUUGUGAUCCGACGGGACCUAAAGAAGAUGCACCUCGUGUUGCUAGACUUCCGGUAG
Molecule: messenger RNA, 1296 nt
Organism: Phytophthora sojae
Lineage: Eukaryota; Oomycota; Peronosporomycetes; Peronosporales; Peronosporaceae
Exons: 2
Coding region: 1-1296 (431 amino acids)
Biological process (GO): 7-methylguanosine RNA capping; 7-methylguanosine cap hypermethylation
Cellular component (GO): nucleus
Molecular function (GO): nucleic acid binding; RNA cap trimethylguanosine synthase activity
Source: RefSeq, a predicted model, not a curated record